This is a messenger RNA of Erinaceus europaeus (western European hedgehog), 1419 nucleotides long. RefSeq names its product hypoxanthine phosphoribosyltransferase 1 (gene HPRT1). Gene Ontology annotation, molecular function: hypoxanthine phosphoribosyltransferase activity; magnesium ion binding. Gene Ontology annotation, biological process: IMP salvage; GMP salvage; guanine salvage. The transcript has 9 exons. Bases 132 to 788 code for a protein of 218 amino acids. NCBI's taxonomy places the organism in Eukaryota, Metazoa, Chordata, Mammalia, Eulipotyphla, Erinaceidae. The record is from RefSeq and is a predicted model, not a curated record.
UCGUCCCCGAGGCGGCCCAGGGGGCGCAGAGCUUUCCAGCGAGUCGCUGCGGUGUCCGGGCGCCGCCUCCUGCUCGGCUCAGCCACCAGCUCCUUCCUCCUCCCGCUGUCCGCACACCUGCCGGCUCUGUUAUGGCGACCCGCAGCCCCAGCGUCGUGAUAAGUGAUGAUGAACCAGGUUAUGACCUAGAUUUAUUUUGUAUACCUAACCAUUACGCUGAGGAUUUGGAGAAGGUGUUUAUUCCUCAUGGACUAAUUAUGGACAGGACAGAACGGCUCGCCCGAGAUGUGAUGAAGGAGAUGGGCGGGCAUCAUAUCGUGGCCCUCUGUGUGCUCAAGGGAGGCUAUAAAUUCUUUGCUGACCUGUUGGACUACAUUAAAGCACUGAACAGAAAUAGUGACAGAUCCAUUCCUAUGACUGUAGAUUUUAUCAGACUGAAGAGCUACUGUAAUGACCAGUCAACAGGGGACAUAAAAGUCAUUGGUGGAGACGAUCUUUCGACUUUAACUGGAAAGAACGUCUUGAUUGUUGAAGAUAUAAUUGACACUGGCAAAACAAUGCAGACCUUGCUUUCCAUGGUCAAGCAGUAUAAUCCCAAGAUGGUGAAGGUCGCGAGCCUGUUGGUGAAAAGGACCCCUCGAAGUGUUGGAUACAGACCAGACUUUGUUGGAUUUGAAAUUCCAGACAAGUUUGUUGUAGGAUAUGCCCUUGACUAUAAUGAAUACUUCAGGGAUCUGAACCAUGUUUGUGUCAUUAGUGAAACUGGAAAAGCAAAAUACAAAGCCUAAGGCAGUGGAGUCCCUAUUGAGUUUGGAAACAGCUGAAGCACCACAGAAAAUCAGCAGCAAACCUUCGAAAUGUUCUAGUUCUGUGUUCAGCUGCGUGGUAGAACUCAUUGCAUGUGUGUCCUAUGAAAUUCUAUCUGUUCGGUAUUUUAGAAAUGUCAACUGCUGCAUCCCUGAGAACUCUUUAUUUGCUCUAUUAACCUACAGACUCUCGGUUCCCUUGGGGUGAACUGACGUUUGACUUGUGAAUGAAGAAAAAAAAAAUGUCUUAAGCCACACCACUGUUGAAUGAAAAAUAUUGAAAUGGUAUCUCUAAGAAACAUUUAAAGAGAAGAUAUAUUAGUUUUUUAAUUGGUAUUUUAAUGUUUCUAUAUUCAUGAAAGAACCGAAGUGAUUGAAUAUUGUUAAUCAUGCUGCUAGGAAUUUAGAAGCAGAGACAUUCUAUUGGUUGGUCUAUAUGGGUUGGAAUUACUGUAGGAAGGUUUCAGUAGUAUUAACUGUAUUUUUCUGCUUGUUCAUUUUAUUUCCUGUGACCCUUUGUCAACAGUUCCUUUCAAAUACAGGUCAAAACGCUUUAUCACUUCAUGAAUUUGUUAAUGUUAAAAUCAUUAAAGUAAUGUCUCUUUAAAAGAAA